Molecule: messenger RNA, 2834 nt
Organism: Linum tenue
Lineage: Eukaryota; Viridiplantae; Streptophyta; Magnoliopsida; Malpighiales; Linaceae
Source: the annotation of a GenBank genome assembly
GCCGCUCUCUCUCUCUCCUUCUCCCAUCCUCACCGGGCAAGCGGCCACCGAUGACCGAUGGCGACGGCAAUGGCAAAGAAAAAGCUUUAAAAUCCGUUGGCCCUGGUAGGGAUUUACUCCUAGAAUAGUAGUACUACACUACUUGGCCACAGCCUUUGUUUGGUAGCGUUGGUCCUCAUUCAGCCACAACCUUAACCUGUGGUUGCUAGUCAUCUUUCCCUUCCUGCUCCCAUAAUUCCCCCAUACUCUGCCUUACUACAAAACAAUCAUUUAUCCAAUACACACCAAAUGCUCACUAACUUCUUCUGCCAAGGGAUUCACACCCCAGAAACAAAAGCAAAAAACUUCUACUAAGGGCCUUCUUCUUCUUCUUCUUCCCCUAGGCUUCAAGGUCAGUCUUCCCCUUCUCUCUUUCAGUUUCGCUUUGUGGGUACCUCAUUUGCUUGCUGAUUUUCUACCCUUAGUCUUCUUCCUGCUGGGAAUCUAUGUAAGCUGGCUUAACAUUCUGGAGAUUAGCACCAAUUCAACUCUGCAUUACUGGCCUAAUUGGAAUCAUGCUAACCAGUAAAUAUAGAUUGGUUCCAUAUUCUCAUAGUGGGACUGAUUGGCUUCUGCUUAAACUAAUCGUCCUUUCCUGGAAUUCAUUAAUUGUGCAAUCAGACUUGACAGUUGAGUCGUUUGGGUAGUACUGCGAGUAAAUUAGCUACUUCAACUAUCUGGGUUUCAUGAGCAUCAGUAAUUUCCAUGUUUAACUUUUCUGGGUGAUAUUCUGCUAAGAAGGAAACUUGGGUUCUCGACGGAAUCGAUUAUUUUGCUUGUGUUCUUCAAUUGUUGUUCAUCUUAGCUUUUGAGGCGGCAGAACAAGGCGAUAUGCUAGCUGCUGUCAUCUUAUUGCUGUCCUGACCUUUCCACAUGGAACUCAGUGCAAGCAAGGUCUCAAGCAGUGCAAUUGCAACCCAAAGCAGGACUACUCGUAUAUCACAUGACAUUAGCUCCAAGUCAAUGUUGCAUUGUAAACCCUAUCCUACCACAAUGCAACAAAUCAAUCUUCAGCAGAUAAGGAAUGCACGUAUCUCCAACUCAAGAAUCUUUUCGUCUGAAGAGAGGCUUUGGGGGACGCAUGAAAAAUCAAUCCAUGUCAUGGUCACUCAAAAAUCCUCUUUGCUAUGCCAAUCAAUGCGAACUCCAAGGGCUGAAGAAAAGGAACGCUGCCUGUCUUCUAAAGAUCGUUCCGACCUUUCCAAUGCGAGAAUUGGAGAAGAGGAACAACGUACAACUAUGGCUGGGAGAAGUAUCCAUUCAAAUCCAGGCCUAGCUGAAGCUUGUAAAUUUGUGCAAAAUGAUGCUAGAUAUGUAAACGAAAGGGCUCGUAAUGACAUCGUGUUGCUUUCACGGAGCAUAUUGAGCUUGGAUGCCCGAGCACGGAAAGAUGUUGCUAUUCUUGGAUCUGAGUUUCUCAAACUGGAUGCUCGGGCAAGGGAGGAUACUAAGAAAAUUGACAGUGGUGUGAAAAUGAAAGCAGAGCGUCUUCACCACAUCACAAGUAUCUUAAAGGACAGAGCUCAGUCCAGAUUGGAACGAGCUGCCACUAAGCACUGGAGUGAUGGUGCUCUAAAGAAUGAUCUGCGUCGAGCUGACUUUCGUGCGAAGCAGCGUGCCAUGGAAGAUGCCCUAAUGGCAUUGGAGUUUGUGCAAAACAUACAUGACCUAAUGGUUUCAAAGAUGCACAAACUUUCUUUGAGCAAGCAGAUAGGUCCAGUGGCUGAUGAUGAGACAAUGGAAUUUAUUACACUUGAGAAAAAUGGAAGUACAUCCGAUAUUUUCCCUGGAGAAGUAUCUUCUGAUCGUAUUGCUGCAAUACAGGAUGCUUACUUUAGCAUGGCGUCUGCACUCUCUGAAGCCGAUGGCAUAGACUACACUGAUCCUGAAGAGCUAGAACUUCUGAUCACUACCCUCAUUGAUCUUGAUGCCAUGGAUGGUAAAACUAGUGUGUCACUGUUAGCAGAAUGUUCAAGCUCCCCUGAUGCAGAAACUAGACGAGCAUUAGCCAAUGCAUUAGCAGCAGCUCCAUCGAUGUGGGCAUUGGGGAAUGCAGGGAUGGGAGCAUUGCAGAGACUGGCCGAAGAUAGAAACCCGGCAAUUGCAGCUGCAGCAUCUAAUGCAAUAUAUGAACUGAAAAAACAGUGGGAAAUAGAGGAAGGAGAUAAUUGGAGGUUUAUGGUGAACCUAAAACCUGCAGAUGCUGAUGAAGUAGAUAGCCAAGAAGACGAUCACGACAGCAAAAAUGCAGGCUGAUACACAAGGGUGCAUAACUGUUGAUAUCUUAGACAUAGGGUAAGACUAAACCUUAGGUUACCGCAGCUCUUCAUUGUCUCUAUUCCUUUGGCCUUCUACAUCUUCAUAGUAUAGCCGUUCAGGGACGGCCAAAGAAAUAGCACCAUGAAGAGAGAGAUGAUGACAAUGAAGGGAGGUGAAAAUCUGGAAACUCCCAUCUGUCUUCUCACUGUGGAAAAGCUGGUAUUUGGUUCAUGAUGUAUCCUCCAUAGUGGGAAAUUGGAUAAGAUAUGUAUCGAACGUCUGUGUCCCGUCUACGAACAAGUUGGCCGUCCAUUCUACUCGUAGCAAGCAGAAAAUUUGGGAUGAACAUAAACUCUAUUAAGAAAAAAACUGUAAUCCUUCCUAUGUGCUGUGGUUGGUGGGUCACACUCGCACCAACAGUUUGUACGGGUGUAGAAAGAAUUAAGUCUAAAUCUUACUAAAUACUAACCAUUAACCAUUAAAUAAUUGCAUAACCAAAUCGUCCAAAUAAAUAAAACAAUCAAAUUAAAUUUUAA